Molecule: messenger RNA, 1650 nt
Organism: Penicillium canescens
Lineage: Eukaryota; Fungi; Ascomycota; Eurotiomycetes; Eurotiales; Aspergillaceae
Product: cytochrome P450 monooxygenase
Exons: 3
Coding region: 1-1650 (549 amino acids)
Molecular function (GO): monooxygenase activity; iron ion binding; heme binding
Source: RefSeq, a predicted model, not a curated record
AUGUUCCUAUCUUUGCUGAUACUAAUUGUUGUUGCCUGGGGCCUUGGCGCCCUGGGCCUCCCUCUCUAUCGGAACUGGUCCCUUGCUCAGCGAUUAAAAGUCCCCGUGAUCGUUUCUCCUAUACACCACGGACAAAUAUGGGGACACCUACAGACACUUUUGGAAGCUAAACUACCUAUUUCUUGGCAGAGGAUUUUUCCUUUUGUUCGAAUCUUACGGCCACAAUGGGUGUUCCGGGAAAAGCAUGCCAUCUUCGAAAAGUAUGGUAACGUGUUUGCAAUCGCCACUCCAGCUGGCUGCGAAAUAUACGUCGCCGACUCAAAAGCUGCCAGUCAGAUUCUCAUGCGGAAGAAAGACUUCCCUAAGCCUCUUCACUUUGCAAGAAAACUUCAAAUAUUUGGGAAAAGCUUAGCUACUGUAUGUUGCCCCACCCUGCUGAAGACCGAUCCUUCACCUAUGAAAUCGAUUGAUGGGUAUGUUGAACAGGUCGAUGGCGCAGACUGGAACCGUCAUCGCCGAUGUACCGCUGUAGCGUUCUCGGAGACAAUUCACGAAGCAGUGUGGAAGGCAUCUUGUUCUGAAGCAUCUGACCUCUUGAAACUCUUCAAGUCUCAGGAUUCUACUUCCAGUACUCAUCCUAAUAUGAUACGAUUGAGCUUUGCAAUUCUCCUGAAAGCGUGCCUUGGCCUAGACAACGACAGUAACAAUGCAGACGCAGCCAGUCCGAUCACCGAUACCGCGAUGAAGCAGCUCGAAACCUUUUUCAAUAUGAUUUCGAGAAACCCCGAGGCUCGAAAGGGUGGCCAAAAGUCCCGUGAUAUCUUUCAUGCAAGCUAUCAAGAUCUCAAGCCCAUCAUGACAGGCUUGGUGAAUUAUCGAAGACACCACCCGUCAUCAAAAAUUGAUCUCCUUUCUUCCAUGCUAAGCUUACAUGGUGCCCAAAUGCUGUCCGACGAAGAAAUAGAAAGCAAUCUGUUCCUUUUCAUGUUCGCCGGUCAUGAAACGACCGCCAACACACUGGUCUACAUAGUUUAUCUUCUGGCUAUCUUCCCUGAAUGGCAAAACUGGGUCAUUGAAGAAAUUGAUGAAAUAUUCUCUGGGAUGCCGUUGGAUAAUGAGAUUUCAUACAAGGAUAUAUUUAAUCGAGUUACUCGGCUAAAAGCAAUAAUGUACGAAACUCUACGACUUUACGGCCCAGUCGUGAAUCUUCUCCGAAGGGCAUCUCCCGAUCAAGACCAGGCCAUCACCAGCUCUGACGGAUCAGGUAUUCUGAUCCCGGCUAGUACUCUGAUCAACAUUCUUACGCCAGCGUUACACACAAAUCGAGAUUAUUGGGGCUCGGACUCUGUCUCAUGGAAGCCAGAUCGAUGGUUGAGUAAGGAGAACCUCGACAGUGAAAAGGUCGACCACCUUUUUGCAUGGGCUGAAGGCCCUCGAGCAUGUCCGGGAAGGAAAUUCUCACAACUCGAGAUAUCCGCCGUCAUUGUCACUCUACUGCGUCAGACUUCGGUGCAGAUUGUACCAAGGCCGGGUGUAAGUCUUGAAGAAGCCAAAAUGGAGGCCUUGGAGGUGUUGCAAAAUAGUCGGUCUCUCCUUACAUUGCACAUAGAGCGGCCGGAAUUGGUUCAUAUUAAAUGGUGCCCGCGGUAG